Molecule: messenger RNA, 2050 nt
Organism: Hyposmocoma kahamanoa
Lineage: Eukaryota; Metazoa; Arthropoda; Insecta; Lepidoptera; Cosmopterigidae
Exons: 5
Coding region: 387-2012 (541 amino acids)
Molecular function (GO): monocarboxylic acid transmembrane transporter activity
Source: RefSeq, a predicted model, not a curated record
GUCGUGGGGCGCAAAAUGCAUCCAUUUGCAGUAUCGAGUCGGCACAUUCGAAUGCACCGAUUGCUGUAGCCACCGCGCGUGAAGCACUGCGAUCCGCUGCCCGCCCCUCCGCCCCGGCGGAAACGUCACAAAUGAGAUAAAGCUAAAUACUUCCUGGGGUCGAGCGGUUGGAGUCCCACUACAACGUGAAUUUCAAUUCGUUCGUGAUUUGCCUCCCAAGCCUCGUGCUGUCAUAUGGUGUGCUGUUAGUGCAUGCUGCUGACUACGAUGUUCCAUUGUGGCUGGCUUUUUCAACGCCGGCCGUUUUUAUUCUCACCUACGGCCUUUCACAAUGUUGGUGUCGUGACGCAACUGACACAUGGGGAGGACCGACCGGCUAUCGGGUGAUGGCAACACUGGGUCUCAUAUUGGUCGUAUCUAAUCUACUAAUCUGUGCAUUCAUCCCUAUCAAUUGGCACCCGUUGGUGUACGGUGUUUUUGGAGGUCUCGGCUCGUCACUAAUUUCUGCACAAGUUGAUGCGGUAGUCUUCGAAACGUACUACUCGCAUUUAGGACUUAUAAGAGGUGUCUGCUUUACCGGACAAGCAAUUGGACAAGCAAUAUUUCCUCACAUAUUGACAGCUCUGAUUGACCAGUACAGUUAUCAGUUUUCCUACAUCGUAUUAAGUGGCAUCAUGCUACAGACUCUUCCCGCAAUUUUGCUACUAAAAGUUGAAGAAAGCGACACCAGACCCAUGUCCUUCUCAAGGUACAGCGAUGUAUCUAAAGCAUACUCCUUGUUUAAUAACGGAGAGUCACAUUAUUACUCAACAGAGCUACAGUUACAUGAUAUGGGUAAAAAAAGUUGGCGAAGCCCUUCCGAUGAUAAUUUGCACUGUGAAGAAGACUUUAUCAAUGAAAUUUACGAAGAAGACGCUAACGUAACAAUAACGCCACCUCCAAGUCCAGAAGAAAAGAGGCGCAAUAUUUUUGGCGUAGAAAUACUACCAGAAAUACCUGAAGAAAGUGAAGAGAGCGACGAAAACGAAGAUGAACAAAACGAUGCAAAAAUGAAAAAUAAUAAAAAACGACUUAGUGUUGCAAUUAAGAGAUUAAGUACAAUGGGUGAUAACUUUAGUGAGUACAUAAUGAAACAUACUCGAAGAGAUCCUCAAAGCAACCUUAGUGAAAGUAGAGAAUACGAGGAGAUAGAGGUAGCUUAUGAUAACAUAUCACCAGUGACUGAAAUACAAAGAGAAAGAGUGUUAGAUUCGUUUAGUUAUCGUUGCCAAUCGGCAUUUGCAAGUAUACGAAGAAGAAUGUGGAUGCCUUCAUAUAGAGUGCAUAGAAUAAAACGCAGAAUGACGUAUGUGAAGUAUAGUCUAAAUGAUACAUUUGUUAAACCUUUGUCGAGGUCAUUGUCGUGCUGGAGAUUUUAUCCUUCAUUAUUACUUUGUUGGUCAAAGCUUAGUAUAACAGCUAUCUCAUUGGCGUUGCUACCGAUGAUUGCAACUCAGAUGCAUCCAAAAAUAUCGUUGAUUGAAGCGAACUUUUUAAUAACUCUGCAUGGAUUUACUUGGAUAUGUUUCCUGCUCUGUACGCCAUGGUUAGCUCAAACAGUAAAAAGGAACUUUAAAUAUGUUGCUGUAGUUGGUCUUAUCAUGUCAACGGCAGCUUGUUUCAUGAUUGCUGAAGCAAGAGAUCACGAUGUUUUUGCCAUCGGGUGUGUGGUAUCCGGGAUAGGCUACGGAGCCAUAUCGUCAUGUUGGGAGACCGCCGUGCAAGAUUUCGUCGGUGUAAGAAAGUGGCCUAAGGUCCACAGUGCAUUAGAAACGCUUUCCGCCUCUUUUCUAGCCGUAUUUGUUUGUGGACUUUCAAUUUUAAUUAAAUACGGUUAUGAUUUUCAAUAUGCAAUGUUCGUCUUAGGUAUAUUAUUGGCUGUAGUUACAUUAGUAUGGACUAUAAUAGCAAUAUUGUCAAUUUACAUAACAAACUCAAAGUCAUUUAGUUUCGAUAUACGUAGAAGAUUCUAGAUUUUAAAAUUUACUAGUAAUUGCAAUAAUUGUAAAUA